GCGGCGGCCGCUGAAGAUGCGCUGGCAGCCGGGGCUGCGCGGCGCCCCGCCGCGGCCGCCCUGCGCGGAGGAGAGGGAAAAGACGAAGGAGGCGGCGGAGAAGAAUAAGAAGAAGAAGGAGGAAGAGGAGGGAGACGAAGAAGGUGGUGGUGGCGGUGGUGGUGGCGGCGGUAGUGCGGGGCGGCCGCGGCCAUGAGCUGCUCGGACGUGGCCAUGCAGCAGCCCCCCGCCCCGGCGGCGUGCGGGGCACCCCGAUAUCUGGCCGGCGCCCCGCCCGCGCCCGCAGCGGGCUGCCCGCAGAAGAAGUUAGCUGUAUACAACAAGAUGCAGGAUUCUCUGGAAGUGACCCUUCCCAGCAAGCAAGAGGAGGAUGAGAAAGACCAGCCUGCUGAGAUGGAGUACCUUAACUCUCGCUGCGUCCUUUUCACUUACUUCCAGGGAGACAUUGGUUCAGUAGUGGAUGAACACUUCUCAAGAGCUUUGAGCCAAGCCAGUAGCUUCAAUCCAGAAACUGCCCUUACCAAGAGCAAGGCAGGGCUAAGUCCUCUGUGGAGAGAAAGCUCAACAAUUUCAAGCCAAAGGAGCAGUUUCCCAACUUCAUUUUGGACCAGCUCUUAUCAGCCUCCCCCUCCACCAUGCUUAAGUGGAGUACACCCUGAUUUUCCCGUUACUGCACCAGGCACCUUUCCAACACCAGAUCCCAGCAGCUGGCCAGGACACGGCCUUCAUCAGACUGCCCCACCUCCUCCCCCUGCUGCAUCUGAAUCCUGGCAUUAUCCUUUAGCAUCUCAGGUGAGCCCUUCGUAUGCACACAUGCAUGACGUGUACAUGCAUCGCCAUCACCCUCAUCCACACAUGCACCAUCACCAUCCCAGCUCGCACCGCGACCCCCGGUAUGGGUCCCUGCUGAUGCCUUCAGUCCGCGCAGCCAGGAUUCCUGCUCCCCAGUGUGACGUGACAAAGACAGAUCCCGCUGCUGUCACCAGCGCUACCUCAGCAUGGGCUGGAGCCUUUCAUGGAACGGUGGACAUUGUGCCAAGUUUUGGGUUUGACACAGGUCUACAGCAUCAGGACAAGAGCAAGGAAACUUCUUGGUUCUGAAGUUCAGCUAAAUUAAGACCAGCUAGAGCUGGAGUAAGCGCAGCUGGGCGGGCGAUAUAACAGUUGUUGACUCCUCCUGCGUGGGGCAAAGGACACACAUGAAGAUGAAGAGCCAACCAUUCUGGUUUUGCUAUUGAGCCUUUUGUUUGUAAGGCCGUUUAUGGGUCCCACAGUGUUGGAAAAAAAAAAAACCAAACGACCUAACUUUUCUUUCUUUCCUCAUCUGAGCCUGCUGCAGCUGGGCAACCUAACUCCUUUCUGCUCCUUUAACAGUGUUUUGUUUUGUUCAGCUUGAUAUUUUUAUGAACAGUCUCAAUUGUCAGGAAAAAGACUCUCCCUUGACUACAGUGCGCCUCCUUUCAGGAAUACAGUAUUUUGUAGCUCUUUGUGCAUCUAUUUUUGUAGAAAUACAGAAAGUUUGGGUUAAGGAUUGAUGGGCUAUUUUAGGAUGACAUAUUUUUUUAAAAAAAAUUGUAAAAUUGUUAAGUUCUGUUUAAAGAACUUGCUCUCAGAGAAGCACUGGCAAAAAAUGUAUAAAAUGCUAUUUUUAGAUGUCUGUGAUGUGUUUGUGCAUUUUGGUUUUUUGUUUUGUUACCUCAAAUGUCUAUCUAUCCUUUCUUUUUAAAGAUCUAAACCUUCCUCGUUUCCACAUUACUAGAUUGUGAUGUUCUUGUCCUUCUGUUCUAGCUUAAGCAAGUAUAAUUCGCACCUAAAGUUUCAGCCAAAUAUUUUUUUCUGCUGGUGUUAGAUUGUAGUAAGGAUGUUUUUUAUUUUCUUGCUUCUAAAGGUGGCUUUGUGCUGUGCUGGUUGUCAAAAACUUGCAAAUGCCUUUAGCGUGGAGCAAAGCCUGGGGUUACAGGAACUGCAUUUCCAACCCAUCCAUUCUUUCAAAAUGGACCAAAUACUCUUACGGAUUUAAAUCGGAUGUGAAUUUGGGCCUCAUCCAUGAUGUAUUGAAGCUGUUGAACGCAGUCCCCUAUGGGUUAUGUUUCAGGCCCUCAUAGUGCUUAUAAAUAUCAGUAUACUCUUAUUUUAACUCAUGAGGCAGGACUUUCAGCUAAGCCAUUUCAAGGGUGCUGACUUAUAACAUCAAUCUUCAGGAAAGAAAUGUCAGUUUUAUAAAAAUGUGUGACUUGUGGAAACAAAAUGUUUUCAACUGGCCUCAUCUGUCUCUUGAGCACCUCAAGGAAAGUGCUGAAAUUUUUAACUUCUGUUGACUUCAAAAUCUGUUUGUCUAACCUAAGAUUUGCUGUGGGCCUUACAAGAUCCCAGCUGCAGUCCUGAAUUUCGUAAGAAGUUGCACGUGCUCAAUGUGCACAAAUUCAGGCUUGGCUGCUGUCUGGCUAAGAAUCUGAACUUGGAAACGAUGUGGCCUUGUCUAGCUACAGUGCUCUGCAAGGUCUUUGGAAAACCCCAUUUCUGGCCGUGGUCUUGGGUCUGACUUGCAUAAUAAGGACUUUAGUUGAAGCCAAGGUGAGCACGUUGCAGUCCUGAAUCAGGGCUGCAAGAUUACCCUUGAGAGUGCCACUCCAGCAAUGGGCUGGAGCUGGGUCAGCCCCCAUGCCCAACCCUAGUGACUCCAGUCUGAGUUGUCAGCAUGUGCUCAGGUGGGGCUGAGCGCAGGAUCGGGGCCUGAGUUGACAGAUCCUAGCUGUUGCUUGGAGAUGUUGCCUUUCCGCUCUGUGCACUCAGGGUCCCUCUGUAAUACUCCCCAAGGCUCAUAUAACCUAUUACAUUUCUGUUGCCACUGUUAUCAGACAUCCCUAUCUGAAAGACAAACCAGCUAAAUGGAAACCAAGACAUAAACACAUGGCUGAGAUACGAAACAGUUUAAUUUUAAGGCAACGAGCGCUGUAAAUGUAGGUUUGUCAGGUGGAGACCACAUGGAUCUGUGAGUGAAAGGGGAGGGGGGGUGUUGGGAUGUGCAUGCCACUCCAAGGUUCAGGCCUUCCUCCCUGCCCUGCUGCUUCUCUCCAGGCUUUUUGAACUUGAUCCUACGAGGUGUUGAGCGUUCUCCCUUGCCACGUGAGAGGGCUUGACAUGCUGGCACUGGAGGCAUUAGGAUUAAGUCACAAUUUGGCAAGACCCUUAAGUGUAUACCUUGCUGAUUUGAAGUUUGAGACAGGAUAAAAGUGCUGAAUGGACUAUGCUUAAAUAUCACUUUAAAAUAGUAGGAUUGUAGUUUCUGUGUUGGGAUGCUGACUUAAAUGUGGUGGGGGUUUUUCCUCACUUUUAUAGUCCAUCGGCAUUUCUUUCUCUUAAUAAAUUUCACUCUCAUGCCAGUUCUAUAUAUUACUGCUGCUCUGGUGGAGCUAGCUCCUCAAUUUGUCAAUGAAUUCAUAAUGCAAUGGGAAAACUACAUGGAAGGGAACACAGUAAUAGCUGCCACAGUUCACUUUCGUAUCAGGACAGUAUAGUUUCAGGAAAUAGCUCAAGAAUAAGAGUUUCGACUUAGGAAUUCUGACAGUAUUAGAAAUACUGGGAGGAAAAAAAAUCCAAACUUUUUUUUUUUUUUAAUUUUUUUCUGGACUUGGCAAAGCUGGAAGGCAAAGAGGCUAUGUAUCCUCUUUGAACUUCAGGGCUGGAGAGUUUAGGUGGUAGGGGGAAUAAAAGAAAAGGCAAAUUUCUUUUCGAGGUGUAGUGUGUUUGACUUCCUGAUAUAAAGUCUAGCAAGAGCAGUCAGUCCUUUGCCUUCCUCUUUGCAAGUUCAGAUGAUGAGGGACCUCCUCCUGUUCCCUGUAAAUGUCAAAGCAGAACGGGACAGGAAAAAACAGGCCCACAGUUUGCACUGGAAUCCCUUUCCGGAUUGUUUUAUUGAGUUGAUGGGUAGUGGGGAUGAAUACGUGGUGAAGCUGUUGCCUCUUCCACCUCAAGGACUACUGUUAUGUGCCCACUUUCCACUGCUGAACCUGUAAGUGUGCUGAAGGAGCUUCUGUUUCUCUGCAGCUUCUGGGAGACAAGUGCCAAUAAAAACCUGCUAUUGUCUGUA
Molecule: messenger RNA, 4090 nt
Organism: Chroicocephalus ridibundus (black-headed gull)
Lineage: Eukaryota; Metazoa; Chordata; Aves; Charadriiformes; Laridae
Gene: VGLL3
Product: vestigial like family member 3
Exons: 4
Coding region: 193-1101 (302 amino acids)
Biological process (GO): regulation of transcription by RNA polymerase II
Cellular component (GO): nucleus
Source: RefSeq, a predicted model, not a curated record